AUGUGUCUGCAGUACAUUGUCAAAUGCAGAUUCUGCGGCGCCUGGAGACACUACAACUGGGACCGCUGCGCCGAGAACAGACAGCUCCUCAAGAAGGGCUGCGCUGUCGGCCUCCCAUCCCAGCACCCCUCUGAAUGCGAGCAGUUCCCCGAAAACAACCGCCAGCGCCUCAAGCGCCACAUGACCGUCUACGAGUGUCCGACCAAGGAGUGCAAGAGCACCGACAUCGCGGCCAAGCUCUUCGAGGAGCGCGCCAAGGCCGAGGCCGCCAGGGCUGCUGCUCUGGCAAAGGCUCGAGCGGAGUGGGAGGCCAAGGACAAGGCCAGGAAGGCCGAGUUUGCUGAAAAGUGGUUCAAGAAGAUUCCUGUCGUCAAGGCGAGCGAGAGGCGGGAGUCGUUUUUGAGUCUGCCUCCUGGGGAUGCUGCUGCUGCUGCUGCUGCUUCUGCCACUGCGUCUUCGUCAACGGAAGUCGCACAGAUCCAGCCCGAGAAGAACCCUGUGCCGUUCACGGGCAUGCCCCAUCAAUGGCGUGGCGAAGAAGCCCUGACUCUUGUCCAAAUGGCGGAGCAGUCCAUGCAUAGCCAAGUCUUUGAGAGCAGCGACGAAGACGACUUUUCAUCCGCAUCCUCAGAGAUUGAGGUCUCGGCCUUUUCCAGAUAUAUGGGAGCAAUCACCAUCAAAGAUGAUGACGAGGUCAAGAAAAGGAGAAGGGCCAUUGAGUUUGGAGACGACGGAAUGCCCAUCGGGUCCGUCACGCCUUAG
Trichoderma reesei QM6a is the source of this 762-nucleotide messenger RNA. RefSeq lists its product as uncharacterized. NCBI's taxonomy places the organism in Eukaryota, Fungi, Ascomycota, Sordariomycetes, Hypocreales, Hypocreaceae. The transcript has 2 exons. The record is from RefSeq and is a predicted model, not a curated record. The coding region runs from base 1 to 762 and encodes 253 amino acids.